Messenger RNA from Anastrepha obliqua, 820 nucleotides. RefSeq names its product calcineurin B homologous protein 1 (gene elm). NCBI's taxonomy places the organism in Eukaryota, Metazoa, Arthropoda, Insecta, Diptera, Tephritidae. Gene Ontology annotation, molecular function: calcium ion binding. The record is from RefSeq and is a predicted model, not a curated record. The coding region runs from base 113 to 682 and encodes 189 amino acids. The transcript has 3 exons.
UCUUAUUAUUAGGCAAGGCAAAUUAAUAGAUUUGCCUUGUUGAGUUAAAUCUUCUUUUUGCUUUAUUUAAUAAAAAUUCUCUUAGUUUUGAAAACGCAAUUGAAUAGUUAAAAUGGGGAAUAAAUCGUCACUGUUGCUUCGCCCAGAGGAGAUUGGACAAAUUCAAGAAGAAACGGGAUUUACGCCCAAUCAAAUAGAGCGUCUCUAUUCGCGUUUCACCUCUCUGGAUCGUGGUGACUGCGGAACAUUGUCUCGUGAGGAUUUUCCGCGCAUUCCUGAAUUAGCGAUCAAUCCGCUCUGUGAACGCAUUGUACAUGCCUUUUUUGAAGAUAGUACCGAUGAUCGUGUGAAUUUCCGCCAAUUCAUGAAUGUGCUUGCACAUUUCCGGCCAAUAAAUUCGAAAAAGGAAAACGGUUUGAAUAGCCGUGAAGAGAAGCUAAAGUUUGCAUUUAAAAUGUAUGACUUGGAUGACGACGGUGUUAUAAGCCGCGAUGAACUAUUGAGCAUUUUGCAUAUGAUGGUUGGAGCAAAUAUCAGUCAGGACCAGCUAAUAAGCAUAGCUGAACGCACUAUUCUGGAGGCAGAUUUGUGUUGUCAAGGCAAAAUUUCAUUUGAGGACUUCUGCAAAGCAUUAGAACGUACUGAUGUGGAACAAAAAAUGUCGAUCCGUUUUCUCAAUUAAAUUAGAACACGUUUAAUUUAUAUAUUAUAUAUACAUUCUUGUGCAUGUAUACGAAAAUAGUGGGAAAGUGGCCUACACUUAAUGUUCGCUCUCUGUAAUAGCUGUUAUAGUAUAUUAAAUUGCAUUUAACUUAAAUUA